AAAUGGGAUAGUCGGACCUGCAUUCGUGGCCACCGCGUACUGAGAUGCCAGCACUUUGAACGCCCGAUGUGUCGUGUGCGCAAAGCGGGUCGUCCGCUGACGCAGUGUCCGCACGCUGGUGUCCCCCAUUGCCCGUGUGUAGAGCUCUGGUGUGCGAUGGCACCUGUGCCCAACGGUUGGUGGCACAUAUCUCCUUCUAUGAAUCUUUAUUGGUCUUUGUGUUUAUGUGGGUGGUAUUGGACUAACUCAUGA
Aspergillus uvarum CBS 121591 is the source of this 252-nucleotide messenger RNA. RefSeq lists its product as uncharacterized. Lineage: Eukaryota; Fungi; Ascomycota; Eurotiomycetes; Eurotiales; Aspergillaceae. The transcript has a single exon. The record is from RefSeq and is a predicted model, not a curated record. Gene Ontology annotation, cellular component: nucleus. Gene Ontology annotation, biological process: regulation of DNA-templated transcription. The annotation marks the transcript as partial. Gene Ontology annotation, molecular function: DNA binding; DNA-binding transcription factor activity; copper ion binding.